AUGUUUAAGGAAAAGAUAUUUGUGUUAGCAUUAUUUUCUACUUAUCUAUUCUCAUUGGCAGCUGAUGAUAAGAAUACAUCAUUUUCUGCUCUUUAUGCUUUUGGUGAUUCAGUAUUAGAUACCGGCAACAAUAAUUUUCUUCUUACUUUGCUCAAGGGAAAUUAUUGGCCAUAUGGUUGGAAUUUUGACUAUAAAAUUCCAACGGGAAGGUUCGGAAAUGGAAGAGUUUUCACCGAUUUAGUUGCCGAAGGUUUGGGGAUCAAAAGACUAGUACCAGCUUAUAGCAAGAUUCGUCGCAUUGAUUCAGAUGACCUCAAAACAGGAGUUUGUUUUGCGUCAGGUGGUUCAGGAAUCGAUGAUCUUACAUCUAAAACACUGAGAGUUUUAUCGGCAGCCGACCAAAUAAAAGAUUUUAAAGAAUAUUUGAAGAAACUAAAGAAAAUAGUGAAACGGAAGAAAAAAGUAAAAGAGAUAAUUUCAAACGCAGUGUUUCUUAUAUCAGAAGGUAACAACGAUCUUGGAUACUUUAUCGCCCCCGCUGUUUUACGAUUACAGUCCCCAAAUUUAUACACCAGCAGAAUGGUUGGUUGGACCAAACAGUUUCUACAAGAUUUAUAUGAUCUUGGGGCCAGAAAAUUCGCGGUGUUGGGAGUGAUGCCAGUGGGAUGUUUGCCUAUUCAUCGAGCCGAAUUCGGGGCAUUCGGAUGGUGUAACUCCUACUUGAAUAAAGUUACGCAAGACUUCAACUCCAAAUUGCAGAAAGGUCUUACAAGUUACGCAGUAGAAUACGAAUUUAGAGGUGCAAAGUUUGUUUACGUCGACAUGUACGGUAAACUUAUGGAUCUUAUCAACCAUCCUAAGGCAUAUGGGUUUACAGAAGAGAGAAAAGCGUGUUGUUGUAUGCCGUAUGCGAUAAUACCAUGCUUCAACCCUGAUAAACACAUCUUCUAUGACUUCGCUCACCCAACCCAGAAAGCCUACCAAGUCAUUACUAAAGCACUUGUUUAUCAGAUAGCCAAAGGCCUUGCCUAA
This is a messenger RNA of Capsella rubella, 1032 nucleotides long. RefSeq names its product GDSL esterase/lipase EXL6. The transcript has 5 exons. Gene Ontology annotation, cellular component: extracellular region. Gene Ontology annotation, biological process: lipid metabolic process. Lineage: Eukaryota; Viridiplantae; Streptophyta; Magnoliopsida; Brassicales; Brassicaceae. The record is from RefSeq and is a predicted model, not a curated record. Bases 1 to 1032 code for a protein of 343 amino acids. Gene Ontology annotation, molecular function: lipase activity.